This is a messenger RNA of Parasteatoda tepidariorum (common house spider), 618 nucleotides long. The record is from RefSeq and is a predicted model, not a curated record. Lineage: Eukaryota; Metazoa; Arthropoda; Arachnida; Araneae; Theridiidae.
AUGGAGGGUCUACUUCUUCGAGAAGUUACUAAGUUGAUCCUUGACUCUAAAAUUAUUGAGGAUCCCAAAAUAGUUUCAGCAAAGCAUAAAGUUACUGAGUUUCAGCACCCCAAGGAGUUGGAGGAAAUUUUCGAUUUGAACCUCGGUGAUGAACCGUCAUCUCUCGAUACUAUGGUGAAACUUUGUCAGGAUGUUCUUAAAUACAGUGUUAAAACUUGUCAUCCUAUGUUUGUGAGCCGACUCUACCAGGGCGUUAACGGAUUCGGACUGUCAGGGGCGUGGCUUGCAGAAUCAUUUAACACUAAUCAGACAACAUAUGAAGAGGCUCCUGUGUUUGUUUUAUUAGAAAAUGCAUUAUUGGAAAAAAUGAUUAAGUUAGUUGGAUGGGAAGACAGCGAAGGUAUAUUUUACUUAGGUGGGUCAAUGGCAAAUAUGUAUGGAAUGUCAGUUGGGGACUUUCAUGCUGAUCCUUCAGUAAAAACUAAAGGCAUACGGGAGUUACCUCCUUUAGUGUUAUUUAUAUCUGAUCAGGCUCAUUACUCAGUCAAGAAAGGAGCUUUAUUCUUAGGGUUUAGAACAAAUAAUGUGAUUGAAAUAUCUACUGAUUCACAAGGUUGA